Molecule: messenger RNA, 542 nt
Organism: Haliotis rubra (blacklip abalone)
Lineage: Eukaryota; Metazoa; Mollusca; Gastropoda; Lepetellida; Haliotidae
Exons: 3
Coding region: 13-384 (123 amino acids)
Source: RefSeq, a predicted model, not a curated record
GAAGGCAACGGCAUGGAGAUACUUGUGGGCAACCAGAUGUGCUACAGCUGGUCGUCUACUGAACAUCCCCCUCCUAUAGCUAACGUCACCUGCCGCCAGCCACUGACAGGAACCACGGUCACUAUACGGAUACCUGGUCCACUGAAAUUCCUUACUUUGUGUGAAGUGCAGAUAUUUGUUUGCAGUGAUGGGUGGUUUUCUGAAGAUUGUGACAAACGGUACAGGUGCCUUAGCAGUGCUGAUGUAUGUGACAAGCUCACUGGUCGCUGUUCUGGGGGAAGUCUCCCAGGAUAUUAUGGAACCGACUGCCAAACAGAUAUCCAACAUGGAAUGGUGCUGGGUGGGGAUGCUUUUGGUCUGUGUCACUGUGGUCCUCACUGGUAGGGACGUUAUUCAUGGAAUGUAAAACAAGUGUAAACAUUUGCAGAUCUGGGCCUAGAUUUUCGAGGCUCUCUGAGAGCUAAGAUAGUCGUAAGUCAAUGUUAAUGUAUGGCACUUACGACUAUCUUGGCGCUAAGAGAGCUUCGAAAAUCCAGGCCCUC